Hippocampus comes (tiger tail seahorse) is the source of this 2575-nucleotide messenger RNA. It is a transcript of the gene nfic, whose product is annotated as nuclear factor I/C. The transcript is spliced from 10 exons. The record is from RefSeq and is a predicted model, not a curated record. Gene Ontology annotation, molecular function: RNA polymerase II cis-regulatory region sequence-specific DNA binding; DNA-binding transcription factor activity, RNA polymerase II-specific. Gene Ontology annotation, biological process: regulation of transcription by RNA polymerase II. The annotation marks the transcript as partial. Lineage: Eukaryota; Metazoa; Chordata; Actinopteri; Syngnathiformes; Syngnathidae. Gene Ontology annotation, cellular component: nucleus.
UUUUAGAGUUGGGUCGCCAGCGAAGGGCUUCCUUCACAGGGCGGAAGUUAGCCUCCGAAACCGACGUAAAACUUGUUAUAUCGUCCUUAACAGACAUUCAUAGCAUCUCGCGUAGAGGCCGAAUUGGUCAAAACGCCACCUAAUAGGAGAACAUGAGGUGCUUAAUGCGGGUCACCGCGUAAUACUGCCAGGAACGUCGCUCUACUUGGAUUGGUGGCUUUUCGCGAGGGAGUUUGGCGUGAGGGCGCUACGGUGCGGAAGCGGACCUCUUGUGUCGCCCGCCGGGCUCCAUCGCACCGCGGCUCGGCGAGACGAAUGCCGCUCGAAGGCUCGUCCUUCUUGGUGGCUUUUGCCCGGGGCCAGUAGCCGGCCUGACAAGGCCAAGUUCAACUUCCUGCCGGCGGCGGAACGCGCGCGCGCCUGCUUGCGUGUUACUCAGCAGAAAAUGGCCGCAGUCGGACACAGCGGGCCGAGGGACAAAAGUGUGGCCAACAGAGGGCCUCCGGUCCCGGCGAGUAGCUGCACAUUUUAGAGCCGCCGGCCACGGUCAGUCCUUCAUCCCUCGGUCCAUGAAUUUAGGAAGAAGUAGCACAGGAGACCCUAUCCAGUCUUCAUUGUGAUGACUGAUGGGCGAGAAGCAAUAAAGUGACAUAUCAGGACUUGGAUGGAGUCAAAGUGUUGAUUUGAAACAACUUUUUAACAUUUCCUGAUACAGCGGACAACACUAACUUAUUGUGUCACGUUCUGAAACGAGUAUUGGUCUGACCGGUUUUUAAUGAAGACAGUAACAUUGUCUUCAAGAAUUGUAUCAAAAGUGUAUCAAGAAUUGUAUCAAAAGUGAAGUGUUAUGGAGUGUAAUACUAAUUAUGAAACCGUCAUAUUCAAUGUGUGUCAUGAAAGGGCGUGGCCUGAGGUGCCAUGUCAGAAUCUGUCGUUGGUUAAUCUGCCUGUUAAUGUCCGAAUUGUGGCCUGCAGCAGCUCCUUGUGAGUGCUGUCAUUUUGUAUUUGUGUGCUUUACUGUGCCGAAUCAACUGAGGUGGCUUUCCUUGCCCACGUGUCAGGGCAUUAGCGUACCUCAAUCGCACCGUUUUGCUUUUAUCUCAGCGUACCUGAGGAUUGUCACUCAAAGCUAAACAAAUAAAUGAAUAAUCAUCUGCCUGGUAAAUUGGGGCUUUCGUGAGCUAAGGUAGGACUUUAAUAAGAAACAUGUACUGUUACAUGCCUGCAGGAGCAAAAACAGGACUUUCCAGAGUCAAAUAAAAUGUGUGCGCUUUCCCAGUUUUCCCUCCUACUCUCCUUUUCUUUUCCAUCACGACUUUUCCAUCUUCAGACGUAUCUGAGUCAUACAGGGGACGUCAAGUGUGAUGAGUUCCAUCCGUUCAUCGAGGCGCUUCUGCCGCAGGUGCGCGCGUUCGCCUACACGUGGUUCAACCUGCAGGCCAGGAAGAGGAAGUACUUCAAGAAGCAUGAGAAGAGGAUGACCAAAGAAGAAGAGAGGAUGGUCAAGGAAGAGCUCCUCGGCGAGAAAGCGGAGGUGAAGCAAAAGUGGGCCAGUCGGCUUCUGGCCAAACUGCGAAAGGACAUCCGACCGGAAUGCCGAGAGGACUUUGUCAUGUCUGUCACGGGCAAGAAGGCGGCCUGCUGCGUCCUGUCCAAUCCCGACCAAAAAGGCAAAAUGCGACGCAUCGACUGCCUCAGACAGGCCGACAAGGUGUGGCGGCUGGACCUGGUGAUGGUGAUCCUGUUCAAGGGGAUCCCGCUGGAGAGCACGGACGGCGAGCGUCUGGUCAAGGGCCGCCACUGCGCCAACCCGCUGCUGUGCGUGCAGCCCAGGCACAUCUCCGUCUCCGUCAAGGAGCUGGACCUCUACCUGGCCUACUACGUCCACCGCAAAGAGGCCGAGGAGGGCGGCAGUCCCGCUCGGACAGCGGUGGCCUCCGAUCAGGAGGACAGUCGCACCGCCACGAUGGACGGUCCCGAGUUCCAAGAUGCCUUUGUGACGUCGGGAGUUUUCAGCGUCACCGAGCUGGUGCAGGUGUCGAGAACUCCCGUCGUCUCCGGGGUGGGACCAAGUUUCUCCAUCGGGGAGCUCCAAGGCCACCUGGCCUAUGAUCUCAACCAGGCACUUCCCCAGCCCGUCAACAUGCGGCGCACGCUCGCUAGCACCUCGUCCAGUGGUAAGCGGCACAAGUCGGGCUCCAUGGAGGAGGAAGUGGGCAGCCCAGGUGGAGAAUAUUACCACUCGCCGUCCUCUCCGGGCAGCAGCUCCAGAAACUGGACGGAUGACAUGGAAGGAGGAGUGUCUCCUCCAGUGAAGAAGGCCGAGCUGGACAGUCCUUCAGCCCAGGAAAACUCACCCAGGCUGGGAUCGUUCACUCAACAUCAUCGGCCCGUCAUCGCGGUGCACAGCGGUCUGUCCCGUCCGCACCCGUCGCCGUCUUUGCACUUUGCGUCCUCAUCUUACUUCCCUCACGGAGCGAUCCGUUACCCUCCCCACCUAGGCCAGGACCCCCUGAAGGAUCUGGUCUCCUUGGCCUGCGACCCCGCCAACCAAAGCUCGGUGAGCGAGCGCUUC